This is a messenger RNA of Candidozyma auris, 663 nucleotides long. RefSeq names its product RNA polymerase II subunit A C-terminal domain phosphatase (gene SSU72). Bases 1 to 663 code for a protein of 220 amino acids. Gene Ontology annotation, molecular function: RNA polymerase II CTD heptapeptide repeat phosphatase activity. The record is from RefSeq and is a predicted model, not a curated record. Lineage: Eukaryota; Fungi; Ascomycota; Pichiomycetes; Serinales; Metschnikowiaceae. Gene Ontology annotation, biological process: termination of RNA polymerase II transcription. The transcript has a single exon. Gene Ontology annotation, cellular component: mRNA cleavage and polyadenylation specificity factor complex; nucleus.
AUGAGAAUAUGCACGGUCUGUGCAUCCAACAACAACAGAUCCAUGGAGUCCCACAAACAGCUUCGAGACGCAGGUUUCGAAGUAAGCUCUUUUGGUACUGGUUCUUCCGUGAAGCUUCCAGGCCCCUCUAUCGACAGGCCAAAUGUCUAUGAGUUUGGAACCCCUUACGAGCAAAUAUACCAGGACUUGAUUUCACAGGAAUACAGGAAAAUGUAUGAGGCCAAUGGGUUGAUCCUGAUGCUAGACAGAAACAGACAAGUUAAAAGAGCCCCCGAGAAGUGGCAUGCCAAUGCUGCAGCAGGUAAGUUCGAUCUUGUGAUAACCUGUGAAGAGAGGUGUUUUGACUCGGUAUUGGAGGAUCUCAUGAUGAGAAUGAACAACAAGUCAGAAGAGGAGGAAGCGAAAGACGUCAGGCAAGUGGUUCACGUCAUUAAUGUGGACAUCAAGGAUGAUAACGAAAAUGCCAAGAUAGGUGGUAAGGGAAUAGUGAAAUUAGUGAAGAUGAUAAACGAAUACAGAGAGAAAGAGAAGCAGCGAAAGGUCGACGAGGGUCAAGAGGACCAGUAUCCUGUGAUCAUGGAAGAUGAAAUAAUGAAAAUUUUGACCGAGUGGCAGCGUGACCAUGUUCAUUUGCCCACGCUCUACAGCGCGUCCUACUACUAA